Monopterus albus (swamp eel) is the source of this 7097-nucleotide messenger RNA. It is a transcript of the gene nup210, whose product is annotated as nucleoporin 210. The record is from RefSeq and is a predicted model, not a curated record. The transcript is spliced from 40 exons. The coding region runs from base 497 to 6040 and encodes 1847 amino acids. NCBI's taxonomy places the organism in Eukaryota, Metazoa, Chordata, Actinopteri, Synbranchiformes, Synbranchidae. Gene Ontology annotation, cellular component: nuclear pore.
GUUUCAUCGCUCCCGACUUGCACCACUCAAGUCCAAUUAUUGCUAAUGGCGGGGGGGGGUUUACGGACCACGCGUAUUAUAAGCUAAUGUUAUCGCUUGCUAGCUGUCUAAGUUAAUAUUAAACUGGGGCUUUGAAACUAAUAAUCGCUGUGUUUGAAGCAUCUUGUAGGAUUAACAAGGCAAAUUAAUAACUGAACAGGGACUAGGGGACAUUGUACCUGUUAUCAUCAUGUGGCUUCACUCCGUUAACUACUUGAAACCUGCAUGAAACGGAGCAGGAAGACAGACUGAAAUAGGUUCAGUGGUGAUGUUUGCUCUGCUAAAUGCCUGUCUCAAAGCCACAACUCCAAAACUAAGGUUACGGCACAAAUGUUAGCCAAGUUAACGGGACGGAGGAAAUAUAGCUAGAGGCGUUAUAGGAACUUAGCCUUCAUUCAUUCAUUCUGUAAACCGUAGUUUCGUUGCCAAAAACUCUCCACAGUAUCACGACGCGGAAAUGAUUCCGUUAAAAUUAUCAGUGUUGCUAUUACUGUUAUCAGUACAUGUUACUCAAGUCAGCGGUGCCUCGAGACUAAAUAUCCCCAAGGUGUUGUUGCCUCUUGCUAGAAGUACAAGAAUUAACUUCACCUUGGAAAUAACUGAAGGUUGCUACAGAUGGUCUUCCACCAGACCAGAAGUAACAAGCAUCCAGACUCUGGAUGAAGAGAGCAGCAGGGGAUGCUCCAGGAGAGCUGUUCUCCAGGUGCUCUCCACCCAGCCCUCCAGACUGACCAGUAUCAUUCUGGCUGAAGAUGUUGUCACAGGACAGGUACUGCGAUGUGACGCUAUUGUCGACAUCAUCAGUGAGAUCCAGAUAGUGUCCACUACCAGAGAGUUGCAUCUUGAGGACUCUCCACUGGCUCUCAAAAUUCAUGCACUGGACUCUGAAGGAAACACCUUCAGCACACUUGCCGGUCUAGUAUUUGACUGGACCUUAGUGAAAGAUGUAGAUGUGAAUGGGUUCUCUGAUUCUUAUAAUUCAUUACGGGUACUUAAAUUCUCUGAAUCCACAUACACACCCCCUGGAUACAUAUCUGAAAUGGAGCGUGUUGGCAAGCAGGGUGAUAUUAUUUUGGUGUCAGGAUUGAAAACAGGACAUGCCAAGUUAAAGGCCAAAAUACAAGAGGCCUUAUACAAGGAUGUGGGUGCAGCAGAGGUGAGGCUGCUGAUUUUAGAGAACAUCCUGCUGAGUCCUGCACAUGAUGUCUACUUGCUGGCGGGAACUUCCAUCCGAUACAAAGUCCUGAAAAUAAGGCAGGGCACAAUCACAGAGCUGUCUAUGCCUUGUGAUCAGUAUGAACUGCACCUUCAGAACAGUAUAGUUGGCCCUAAUGGAAAUCCAGAUGUUGCUGUGGCCAGUCUGCACCAAAGCACCUCCACAGUUACAGCAGUUCAACUGGGACACAUCAAUGUGGUGCUGGAUCAUAAGAGCCUUCGAAUGCAAGGAGUGUCUCGCCUGCCCAACAGCACACUGUAUGUGGUUGAACCAGGCUACCUAGGUUUUAAAAUUUAUCCAGGAGACAGCUGGGUUCUUGAAACAGGCAGAGUGUAUGAUAUCCUCAUUGAAGUAUUUGAUAAAUCUGGCAAGAAAAUCUAUCUCUCUGAUAAUGUUCGUAUUGGCACUGGUUUCACAGCGGAGUACUUUGAGGUCCUGGAGUCUUCUCUGAAUGGCUCCUAUCACCGUGUCAAAGCACUCAAAGAAGGCCUAACUCUCAUUGAUGCUACCCUAACAGCUGUUGUGGAUGAAAGUGGAAGGGUUCAUGCACUCGCCAACCCGGUCCACAAUGAACAGGAUGUGGAAAUCUAUAAUCCUAUAGUCCUUAGUCCUAGUAUUCUUACAUUUCCAUGGCAGCCCAAGGUUGGAGCUUAUCAGUACACAAUAAAGGCGACAGGAGGGAGCGGCAAUUUUAGCUGGUCUUCCUCCAAUACAGCUGUUGCCACGGUGACGGUGAAAGGAGUGAUGACAACAGUCAGUGACAUCGGCAUCAGUGUAGUUUAUGCUCAUGACCUACGCAACCCGCUACACUUUGGCCAAAUGAAGGUGUACGUGGUUGAGCCUGUGGCCAUGGACUUUGCUCCGUGCCCAGUAGAAACCAGGGUGGGCCUGGUUCUGGAUCUGCCUCUAAGGAUUUUCGGCCUCCUGGAGGAGGUGGAGAAAGAGCGGGUCAUGUUGAGUGACUGCUCCCACUUUGACCUGCAGGUUGAGGAGGAGAACCAUGGUGUCUUCCAACUGCUAGAUGGGAAGCUGGCUCCAGGCCAGGACCACUGCAGUGGGGUGAGAGCCAAAGCCCUGGCCCCUGGGUACACCAUACUAACUGUCAGCUACACCCACGGCCACGUUCACCUCAGUGCCAAGAUCACCAUUGCUGCCUAUCUUCCUCUCAGAGCGAUUGACCCUGCAUCUGUGGCCGUGGUGACUCUGGGUUCAUCUAAAGACAUGCUGUUUGAUGGCGGACCUCGGCCUUGGGUUUUAGAACCCUCAAAGUUCUUCUGCAACUUGAACGCUGAGGAUGAGGCCAGCGUGACCCUCACACUGACGAGCCCCUCAUCUCACAACUAUAACCAACACUGGGUUAGAGCAACAUGCAGGGCCUUGGGAGAGCAGGUGCUGGAGGUGAUGGUGGGGAACAAGGCCUGUGUGACCAAUCCUUAUCCUGCUGUGGAACCAGCAGUGGUCAAGUUCGUAUGUGCUCCUCCAUCUCGCCUGACUCUGGUCCCGGUGUAUACCAGCCCACAGCUGGACCUGACCUGCCCGCUGCUACAGCAGAACAAACAAUUGGUGCCUGUUUCAAAUUACCGCCACCCCAUUUUGGACUUGGCUGCUUUUGAUCAACAAGGAAGGAAGUUUGACAACUUCAGCUCUCUGAGCUUGUUGUGGGAAUCAACAAAGGUGUCACUGGCCAGUAUUGAACCCACUGUGCCUAUGGAGCUGCAGCAGUUUGCAGAUAGCAACAAACAGAUGAAACUUCAUGGACGUCAGACAGUUCUUGUCCAUCAUCAGACAGGCAUUGCUGCCAUUACCGUGACAGCUCUGGGUUACCAGGAUUCACAUCCAGCAGCAGCCAAAGUUCUCAGUCCACAUGGUUCCUUCACCCCUGUGUCAGCCACUCUGGAGCUUCUGUUGGUUGAAGAUGUGAAAGUUUCUCCUGACACAGUCACCAUAUACAAUCACCCAGAUGUGCGGGCGAACCUUGCCCUGCAAGAGGGUUCAGGGCACUUUUUUGUCAAUACUAGUGUUAAAGGGAUAGCAGACGUUAUAUUCCAGGAGACCCAUGGAACAGCUCAGGUUUCUCCCAUCCACCCAGGAGUGGUGAAGGUGAUGGUUCAUGACCUUUGUCUGGCAUUUCCAGCACCUGCCAAAGCCACAGUGCAUGUUUCUGACAUCCUGGAGGUUUAUGUGAGGGUAGUUGACAAGGUGGAGAUCGGCAAAUCUGUGAGAGCCUACGUCAGAGUCUUGGAUGAUAACAAGAAGCCCUUCCCAACCAGCUAUUUCCAUUUUAUGAAUCUAAAACUCAAGGCAGCUUCUGAAAUAGUCUCACUGAAACUUUUAGCAGAGUUGGCAGAAAAUGAUACAGCUGUUUUCCUGGUUAAAGGUAUUUCUAUUGGUCAGACUACCCUGUCAGCUGCUGUUGUGGACAAAAAUGGGAGAAAAAUUACAUCCCCACCUCAGCAAAUUGAGGUUUUUCCACCAUUCAGACUCAUCCCAAGGAAGAUGACUCUGCUAAUUGGAGCAAUGAUGCAGAUCACAUCUGAAGGUGGCCCACAGCCGCAGUCCAAUAUCCUUUUCUCUAUUUCCAAUGAGGAGAUCGCUUCCGUUAACGGCAUGGGCCAUGUCAGGGGUAUUGCCAUUGGUAAUGUCACAGUGACUGGGCUGGUCCAAGCUGUUGAUGCAGAAACUGGGAAGCUAGUCGUCGUAUCUCAGGAUCAAGUAGAGGUUGAAGUUGUGCUUUUGACUGCCAUUCGAAUCAGAGCACCUAUUACAAGAAUGAAGACAGGAGCACAGAUGCCUGUAUAUGUGAUGGGUGUGACCAAUAGUCAGACACCCUUCUCCUUUGGCAAUGCUUUACCUGGACUCUCUUUCCACUGGUCCACCAGCAAAAGAGACAUUCUAGAUGUUCAAUCAAGACACUCAGAGGCAAAUGUGGAGCUCCGCCCAGAGCACAACUUUGGCAUGAGAGUGACUGGAAGAACUAGAGGGCGGACAGGGCUAAAGGUGGUGCUCAGAGUUGCUGACCCCAGGGCUGGGCAGCUAGUAGAGCAUCUGCAGGAGCUCCGAGAUGAGAUCCAGAUCCAGGUCUAUGACAAGCUGCAGAUGCUUAAUCCUGAAGUAGAGGCUGGGGAGAUACUGAUAGCUCCGAACUCAGCCCUCCAACUCCAAACUAACAGGGAUGGUGUGGGUAUGCUCUUGUACCGGAUGCUGGAUUCCCCUGACCAAGUUAUCAUCGCUCAAGUAGAUGAUAAGGGCUUUCUUUCCUCUGGCUCUCUCACUGGCAUCUCCUCUCUGCUCAUCACUUCGCAAGAGACCUUUGGUGUCAAUCAAACUCUCAUUCUUUCUGUGAAGGUCGUGCCUGUGUCAUAUGUGCGCUUCAGUACCAGUCCAGUCCUUUACACCCACACCAGAGAGAGCCCGAAAGCAUUCCCCCUGGGCACAGUACUCAGCUUCACUGUCCAUUUUCAUGCCAGCACUGGGGAGGCCCUACACAGCUCCAACUCUCACCUUAUAUUUUCCACAAACAGAGAUGACCUGGUGCAGGUGGGGGUUGGGCCUGGUAACCACACCCUGACGGUGAGGACGGUCAGUGUAGGCCUUACCCUUCUUGCAGUGUGGGACAGUGAAAACACGGGUGUGGCGGACUACAUCGCGCUUCCUGUCGAGCAUGCUAUUAACCCACCUGACACCCACAUACUGGUGGUGGGAGAUGUUGUUUGCUUCUCUGCCCAGAUAACAAGCCCAGAUGGUGCUCGUGGUGCUUGGAGCUCCUCAGCUAAUGGUGUUCUUCAGGUGGACUCUAAAAGUGGUGCAGCUGUAGCAAGAGACUCUGGGACAGUUACUGUGUACUAUGAAAUCCCUGGUGUUUUGAAAACCUACAGAGAGCAGGGAACCUGUUCCUCUGCGCAGACUGAAGCGAUUUCUCAGCUGCAGCCAGAAACCUCUCUCAGCUGCCAUCUCAGCUUCACCAGUGACGCUAUUGACUUUCCUGCUAGUGAUGUCCUCAAAACACACAUAAGCUUUGACCACAACAUUGGCCUCUACACAUGUUCAUUGACCUUGCAGCCAGUGACCGACCAACAGACCCGUGUGCUCAGCAUGUCCAUGACUAACCUGCUGGUGAAGGCAGGCUUGAAGGGCAGUGCCUUUGCUGGGGAACAAGUCGGCACCAGGCUGCCCAUAGAGCCAGGCCUCUACUGCGACCAGACUGAGCUGCUGCUCUCCAGCCUGCAUCCAUCAGCUGAGCUCACAGUCUAUGGCCCCACUGCCGCCCUGUACAACAUGAAGGUGGUGUCUACUUCACCCAACAUUGCUGUCCAAGAGAAGGAGGUACACCAUGGUGUUCCUAGCUUCUCAAAGUACGCCGUCAGUGCUGUGGACCCUCACGCAGCAGUUUCUGCUUCCGUUUCUAUAAGCAGCACCUCCUCCGGCCAGCGUCUCAUCAUCCCAGUCACUUUGAUUCACGUGGCUGAUCUCAACACCAUGCAAGCUGCUUCUCCGCUUGUUAACAUGGAAGGGGCCUACUCCCUGCACAGCUUCAUAAACAGCUACCAGAUGAUGUUCUUCACCCUGUUCGCUCUGCUGGCAGGGACAGCUAUCAUCAUCAUCGUUCUCCACACAAUGUUCUCUCCAAGGGAACAAACUUAUCACCCUGCUUUCAUCCAGAGGACGCCACCACCAGUGUCAGGAUUAGACUCUUCAAUGGUGAAUUCCUUCAACCGCAUGAUACCCAGACCUGACCCCAACAGCAGCCCAAGGUCGCGUCUCUAUUCUCCAGACUACAAGUCCUGAUAAAGCCCUCUGUCUGGUCACUGUUUCUCAGAAGCAGAACCCCACAAGUGGUUACUGCAUAUCAAAUGUGCCUGUCCCUCAGGAUGAAUGCUGUGGGAUGUGAAUGCAAAAUCAGUUUAGUUCUUUUCAUGCUGGUACAGAUGCUUAAAGAAGCUUCCUUUUCAGUAUAGAUAAUCAAGUUAAGAGAUGCAAGAUGAUAACGGGACUAUUUACUUUGUGUGUACAUGUGUGGAAACAGGUUUAUAUGAAUGCCAUUUGUAAUGGAUUUUAUAGAAGACCACCUGGUUAUAAACUAUGUUUGAAGAAUUUUGAAGAGUGCUUACAAACCAAAUCACUAGCUUGUUAAAAUGGUUGCUUGUUGUUUUGAUAUUUACUUGUGUGCUACUUAUAUUUGACUUGUGAAAUGUUGUAACUCAGGAUGAACCACAUUCUUGUAUGACUGAAAGCAAACAUUAACUUGAAAGCGUUGGCAUUUCGUGAAACCUUUAUCCACUGAAUACAUCCUCUUAGGUGAUGAACCCUUCAAAUGUGCAUAACCUGGAAAAGGCUGCUCUAGAUCUCUCGUGGGCAUUUUGUUAGAGGGAAGUGGAACUUCCCAGUUCGUCAACAUGGCUGAGCUUUUGAGCCACAGUACAUGCAGCUCCUGCCUAAUUCAUUAAUGUGAAACAGUUAAGAAAUGUGAGUCAUUAUUCAGUUUUUAUCUCAGUGUUGUAAAAAAAACAAGCAAAUGUGACCUGGUCUCAUUUCUGAAAAUGUUAAAUUUCUUUUGUUUCUGACCUGCUCACAUUCCAGAAGGAGAUCACUGUAGCACUGAACUGCUGGGAUGUGAGCGUGUGACUUUGUUUAAAUUAGAUAUUUUUGUAUUUGAAUGAAAGUGUUGACAAGAACUUUUUUAGUUAGCUAGUAACUAUUUACUGUGUGAUGUUGAAAAGGCUUCAGCACUGUUUUUAUUUUGAGAUUCAGUCAUGCCUUACCAUUAUAUAAUUUACAGCACAUAACAAGCUUGUUUGUUUGAGUGAAUGUUUUUGCCUUUGCUAAUUAAAGUUUUUAUUUUUUA